Heterocephalus glaber (naked mole-rat) is the source of this 2244-nucleotide messenger RNA. RefSeq names its product immunoglobulin superfamily containing leucine rich repeat (gene Islr). NCBI's taxonomy places the organism in Eukaryota, Metazoa, Chordata, Mammalia, Rodentia, Bathyergidae. The record is from RefSeq and is a predicted model, not a curated record. Gene Ontology annotation, molecular function: protein binding.
GAGAGAGAGAGAGAGAGAGAGAGAGAGAGAGAGAGAGAGAGAGAACACAACCCUAAAAUAUUUGCCCUCUUCCCCUCCAGUUAAGUUUCUGGUGUCACUUAGGAAACAGAGCCUCAGUCCUGUGUGCUCUUCGAGGAGGAGAGCGUGUGGGCUCGGGCUUGGAUUCCCUCCUGCACUCCCCACAUCCCGGGCUCCUGUCCUGCUGGGGACACAAAUCGUCCCUUCCCUCAGCACCCAGCCCACCCCAAGGGGCCGUGCCAACCCUCGGCUAACUCAGUCCUUUGUUGCUUUCUGGUUCUGUCUCAGAAGAGCCUCGCCCGAAGAGGGAGAGUGGUUUGAAGGAGGGAUGAUGCCGGGGCUGCGCCUGCUGUGCUGGGCGCUGCUCCUGGGCCUGGCCCAAGGCUGUCCUGAGCCCUGCGACUGUGGUGAGAAGUAUGGCUUCCAGAUCGCCGACUGCGCCUACCGUGACCUGGAAGCUGUGCCGCCUGGCUUCCCAGCCAACGUGACCACACUGAGCCUAUCAGCCAACCGGCUACCAGGGCUGCCCACGCGUGCCUUCCGGGAGGUGCCACUGCUGCAGUCGCUGUGGCUGGCCCACAAUGAGAUCCGCAAGGUGGCUGAAGGCGCCCUAGCCUCACUGGGCCACCUCAAGAGCCUGGACCUCAGCCACAACCUCAUCUCAGACUUCGCCUGGCGUGACCUGCACAACCUCAGUGCCCUGCAGCUCCUCAAGAUGGACAGUAAUGAGCUGACCUUCAUCCCGCGCGACGCCUUCCGCAGCCUGCGCGCCCUGCGCUCCCUGCAGCUCAACCACAACCGCCUGCACACGCUGGCUGAGGGCACCUUUGCACCACUCACAGCGCUGUCCCACCUGCAGAUCAAUGACAACCCCUUCGACUGCAACUGCGGCCUCGUGUGGCUCAAGACAUGGGCGCUGGCCACGGCCGUGUCCAUCCCGGAGCAGGACAAUGUGGCCUGCACGUCUCCUCACGUGCUUAAGGGCACCCCACUGAGCCGCCUGCCACCUCUGCCCUGCUCGGCGCCCUCUGUGCAGCUCAGCUACCAGCCCAGCCAGGAUGGCGCUGAGCUGCGGCCCGGCUUCGUGCUGGCGCUGCACUGCAACGUGGACGGGCAGCCGGCCCCACAGCUGCACUGGCACAUCCAGACCCCUGGCGGCACUGUGGAGAUCGCCAGUCCCAAUGUGGGUGCUGACGGCCACAUCCUGCCUGGAGCCCCAGCAGUGCCUGGUGGCCGGCCACGCUUUCAGGCCUUUGCCAAUGGCAGCCUGCUCAUCCCUGACUUUGGCAAGCUGGAGGAGGGCACCUAUAGCUGCCUGGCCACCAAUGAGCUGGGUGGUGCAGAGAGCUCAGUAAAUGUGGCACUGGCCACCACGGGCGAGGGUGGUGAGGAUGCACUGGGGCGCAGGUUCCAUGGCAAGGCAGUGGAGGGCAAAGGCUGCUACACGGUUGAUAACGAGGUGCAACCGUCUGGGCCCGAGGACAAUGUGGUCAUCAUUUACCUCAGCCGUGCUGGGAGCUCUGAGGCGGCUGUGGUGGGAGAAGGGGCCUCGGGGCAGCAGUGCCUCGGCCUGGUCCUGGUCCUGGCCCAGAGUCUGUUCCUCCUCAGCAUCCCCUUCUAGGCGAGCUCUGGUCUGCCCUGAAGCUGGCACCGGCCCUGCCUAUGUGCCUCAUAAAUGCCAGGGGCUCAGAGUUGGUGACUUCACAUUCUCCUACCUCCCUUCUAAUCUCUUCUGGGCACUCAACACCCCAGCUCCCAGACGUUCUCAAGGUGAGGGGCUAGUGGAGAGCUGGGUCCCAGCACCAUCUUGGUGCCCAUUGCUGCUAACAGAGUCACCCGUGACCCCAGGGCUAGCAUGCUCACAGGGCGAUGCCAAGCCGCUGAAGUCCCAGGUAACUGACAGUGAGGGUCACGUGGUGGGGGCUGGACUACCAGGGCAGAGCUGGGAGCAGGCAAAGGGAGAGGAGGGUGAAGAGAAGGCAGGGGUGGUGGCUCAGCGAGCCCUGUGCUCCCCUGUCCCCUGCUGUUCUCUCCACCACAGGCUCCAGAGCUCUUCUGCCUCCUCCCAGACAGGCCUGGUCUCCCUCUCCUGCCACCUCCCUCCCAGCCUGUGCCUUCUGCCCUGGACGCCUGCCCGCCCUUUCUUCCCUCCUGUUUACAUCUGUAGCCCGUGCCUGCAAAGGGGCUGGCCUGGGGCAGCAGAGAAUAAACAGCAUUUCUCACGCU